Messenger RNA from Suricata suricatta (meerkat), 4844 nucleotides. It is a transcript of the gene STARD7, whose product is annotated as StAR related lipid transfer domain containing 7. The record is from RefSeq and is a predicted model, not a curated record. Gene Ontology annotation, molecular function: lipid binding. The transcript is spliced from 9 exons. Bases 481 to 1623 code for a protein of 380 amino acids. NCBI's taxonomy places the organism in Eukaryota, Metazoa, Chordata, Mammalia, Carnivora, Herpestidae.
UAGGUUGUAGGCGAGCAGCGCGUGUGGCGGACGCCGAACGGCCGGAACCUCACCUGCUGCCGCGACUGAGCCGCCCACCUCGCUGCUGCCUGAGCGCCAUACGCCACGAGCCCUGGCGCAGGCUGGAGGACGCCAAGGAGGCAGGGGGCCAACAGUGCUGACCGGCUGUUGGCCUGCCGCGUUCGCGGCGUGAGACCAGGACCGCCUCUUGCAGCGGUUGCGGGGCCAUCCCGCGCCUGUGCCAUGACCGACUCUCCGCAAAGGGGAUUCUUCUUCAACGGUUGCUGCAAAGAGAGAUGAAAAGCCUGUUAGACCGUGAGACGAGCUCCGGGCCGACCAAUUAGGGGCACUCGGCGGCAGGCCACCCGCGCCUUCCCGGGCUCGUUCUUUUUGCCCCGAGAGGGAGGCCUAGUUCUCCGGGCGCGCGGCGGGCGCAGAGGGGUGGGGCAAGAGGGUCUGGGCAGGGCGCGCGCCGGCGGCAUGUUCCUCCGGAGGCCGCCGGCCCUGGCCGCCUGGCUAGCAGGCGCGGCGGCUGCGGGACGCGCGGGGGCGCGGGGCGGGGGCCUGCUAGCCCUGCUGGCCAAUCAGUGCCGCUUCGUGACGGGCCUGCGUGUGCGGCGCGCGCAGCAGAUCGCGCAGCUGUACGGCCGCCUCUACUCGGAGACCUCGCGCCGCGUCCUCCUCGGCCGCCUCUGGCGCCGGCUGCACGGCCGCCCUGGCCAUGCAUCUGCCUUGAUGGCGGCGCUCGCUGGCGCGUUCGUGUGGGACGAGGAGAGGAUCCAGGAGGAGGAGUUGCAGAGAUCCAUUGAUGAGAUGAAACGGUUGGAGGAAAUGUCACAUGUGUUUCAGCGCUCUGGAGUUGACUGCCACCCUUCAGAACCAAAGUCCCAGCCAGAAGGGAAUGAAGAUUCAGGGGGCAAAGAGCAGCCAUGGGAAAUGGUGAUGGAUAAGAAACACUUUAAGCUGUGGCGGCGCCCUAUUACAGGCACUCACCUUUACCAGUACAGAGUUUUUGGAACGUACACAGAUGUGACACCCCGGCAGUUCUUCAAUGUUCAACUGGAUACAGAGUAUAGAAAAAAGUGGGAUGCCCUGGUAAUCAAGCUGGAAGUGAUUGAGAGGGAUGUGGUUAGUGGUUCUGAGGUUCUUCACUGGGUAACCCAUUUUCCUUAUCCAAUGUACUCCCGAGAUUAUGUUUAUGUUCGACGGUAUAGCGUGGAUCAGGAAAACAAUGUGAUGGUGUUGGUGUCACGUGCUGUGGAGCACCCUAGUGUUCCAGAGUCUCCAGAAUUUGUGAGGGUCCGAUCGUACGAAUCCCAGAUGGUUAUCCGUCCCCAUAAGUCAUUUGAUGAGAACGGCUUUGACUACUUGUUGACAUACAGUGACAAUCCCCAGACUGUGUUUCCUCGCUACUGUGUUAGUUGGAUGGUUUCCAGUGGCAUGCCAGAUUUCCUGGAGAAGCUGCACAUGGCCACUCUGAAAGCCAAGAACAUGGAGAUCAAAGUAAAGGACUAUAUCUCAUCUAAACCUCUGGAAACGGGCAGUGAAGCCAAGGCUACCACCCCGUCUUCAGAGCGGAAGAAUGAGGGUAGUUGUGGCCCUGCCCGGAUCGAGUACGCUUGAAGGGCUUUGGGAUAAGAAGGGACAGGCUGCUUCUAGCCCUGUCUCAGUUCCUUAUCUGCUACAGGAUGGGGACAUUAGAAAGCGUCUGCUGUAACCACCAGUGCAAGAUAACUCAAUAGCUGGUGUCCAAUUUCAUUCAGAGCCAUUACUGCUCUUUAUCAAAACAAGGAGGCAUCCAUGGGGGCGUUGUCAUAUUCUCAGGCCAAGCAUUUUGAAAUUCAGAAUUUCACUGAGCUGAUCUGGAACAAACCUCUCACCUCAGGCCAGAAGGGGACAACUUCUUUUUGCUUCCUCUGAUUAGUUUCCUCUGCCAACAUUCCAGUUCCCACCAUCGGUUCUGCGGCACUUGGGAUUUCCUUCCGUUCUCAAGGUCCAGCUGGGCAGUACAGUUGGCCAGUUGAGUCUUCAGUGAGGGGUCAUUGGGAGUGCUCUUGGUAACAGUCCUGGUGUUGAGUGGAUGUGAACUGUUGCUUGGCAGCGUAAGUGCCUUGUCUCACCUUGCUUCUACUUUUAGGGACAUCAAGUUUGUACCAAGGAGUUUCUCUCUGCCUCCCAAGUCCCACCCCAUUGCCUUGCCCUCCCCAAAGCAGUUUCUUUUGCAUUGGCCAGUUCUGUAUUCAUGCGCUCCAUUAAUUUGGAUCAGCGCCUCCUGAUCAGCUAAGGAAAGCCCAUUUAUCAAGAACACUGGGAAAGCCCAUUUAUCAAGAACACUGGGAAAUGAGUCCAUUCAGAUGGUAGCUUUCUGUGUCAAUCGGUGUUUUGAGCAAACAUCACACUUUAGGGUUUUGUUUUGUUUUUUUAAACCUUUGCAUCAAAAUGUAGGAAUUGGGAAGGUGAGUAGGAUUUCUCCAUAGUUCUAUGAUUCAGGCAUUAUUUUUCACACUUCAGGUUUGACUGGAUGUUGAGGACUUGUCCAUCUUGGAAGGCUAAAGGCAGAGGAACGGGGUAUGGGGCACUCCCUUGGAGCUCUCAGAGUUGUAGACAAGCUGGGUGAAGAAACAUGUACUCUGCCCCAAAUACUAAUAUAACGGGGAUGUGGUCUGUGUGGCGCUCUUGUCCCUCUGCAGAGUUCCUCCUCCUCUCUUCAGAGUUACAGUGAAAGCAAACUGCACAGUUUGGGUAAAGUCACAGUCAGAUGGUGUCAGUUUGGCCUGGCAGAUUUUGCUUAUGGAAUGGUUGCAAUCUGACAGGAGAAUAGGGAUCAAGUUUUAAAUACUCCCUUCUCUUUUUUUCCCUAGAAUUUAAACGGCCGGAUUUUCCCCUUUUCCCCUACUUGAUACCUUUUUGUGUUGUUGAAAAGGGGAUCUAAGCCUCAGACUGACUUAAACCUCUGGACGUUUUUGUUGCCUGUUAAGUUUUGUGCCAAGGAAAUAACUGCCCCCGUGUUUCAUGUCUUGCCUCCUCUGAGUCAUUGGCAGAGCAGAGAGAUGUGUCAAGCAGCUCCAGCUUCUUUCGUUGAUCCGUCCUCUCUUCUCAUCUCCAGGACUUCAUGGAAGCCAGGGGAAAGUUCCCUGGGUUAUGUCUGAACUUAGCGCCUGUGAUUACGGGGCAUGGACGUGAUUGUGGGGCAUGGAUGGGUGCGGUCGAGAGUGCACAGGUGUUACAGCUAUGUGUUGCUCAUGUUCCUAAUUUUGGCAACUUGACCCUGUACUUGGGGUCAAUCUGUACAGUUACUUAUGUCAUUGUAAUGAUUUCACUUCUAACUGUGACAUUUUUAUCAAAUGUGUGAAUAAAUACAUAAAGAUUGGUAUAAGAGUGUUUGUCUUUGGACAUGUGGGAAAUCUUGUACAUUGGGCUUAAUGUUUCUUCUGAUGAGAACGUGGGAGUGCUUCUGUUUAGGGUUGGCACAUGGCAGCAGCAAGGUGUGGUCUUGGUAGCAUCCAACACAGAGCUAACUGCCUUGCAUUGAUUACGAGCCCUGUUUAGGUAGCCAGUGUGGCAAAUGGAAACAGACCACCUAUUUCCACUUCCUUGUCUUCAUCUACUAACCCAUAUCCUUUGCUUUUAAAGAGGAUCAACUUGAGGAAACUGUGUUUGAGCUUUGCUGACAGUGAAACUUGGGAGAGAGCAAGGAAGGGAGGAAAGGAUUUGAGCAAGCCAGGUCUAGUGUGGGAGGCAGACUGGGAUGUUGGGGAGAGGGAGGGUGGUGAGUUCAAACCCCACUUGGCCUGGUGGGAAGUAGGGUCACACAGGCAGUUCUGCUAGAGUGUAAAUUUGUUGCAAGACAAUGGAUACAUCAGAGACUUGAGCGCAUAACGUGAAUUUUGAGUUUAUGUGUGAUUCUGCCUGUGGGAAACACUAAGUGAACACAGAUGUACACCUGAACUAUUGAAGCUCUUUUCUCCAAAUUGUUCUAAGGUAAUCACAGGAAAGCCAUCCCUCCUUAUAGACUACUUGUUUGAUGUAUGCUUUUGGGUGUGCACGUGUUUUUAUAAUCAAUUUGGAGAGUUGGUGAUUCUGGCCUCCGCCCGGCUGCAGAGGCCCCUGCACAUGGCAUCCUUGACAUAGUUCUCCGGGCUCUGUGUUAACACUUCAGCUGAGAAGCAUUUGAGUUCUUACUGAAAGCAGCAUUUCCAUUGUUGGACAGGUCUAGCUUUCAGGAAGUCCUUUAACAUAGAGUCAAAAUGUGCCACCUCAGUGUCUUACCAGUGGGUCAGGCCCUGUCUUUGGAGCAACACAAGGAAAAUGUUUCCAUGGGAUAGUACUUCACAUUCUUGAAGGUGGUGUUCAUGUGACCCUUAACCUUUUCCCAGAUUUUGUGUUGCUAACAGCUUCAAAAAUCCUCCCAACUCUUUAUUAUGAAAAUGUUUGGAAAAUUGAAAAAUAAUAAAACCUUGUAUCCCCUUCCCCUUUGCUGGUUGGUCACUUGCUAUGGUGUGUGCUUUGUCUUUAUAUGAAUACACUUUGCUGUGGACUGAACUGUGUCUCCCAAAAAUUCACAUGCUGAAGUCCGCAUGCCUGAUAUGAUAGUAUUGGAGAUGGGGCCUUUGGGCGGUGAUUUGAUUUAGAUGAGGUCGUAAGGGUGGAGCCCUCCGUGAUCGGAUUUGUCCCCUGAAGAGACCCCAGAGGUUUGCUUGUUUUCCCUCUCCACGUGGUGCAGACACCGUUGGGUAGCCUGGCAAGCCAGGACCAGUGUUCUCACCGGGAACAGGUUGGCCAGCAUCUUGAUCUUGGACUUUUAACCUGCGUAACUAAGAAAUAAAGUUCUGUUGUUUAAGCUA